UCGAGUGGCUAGUGACUCUUCUUGAAACUAAACUGGCUAUGGGCAGUACCGGUAGCCCCUACUCGGUAGCCGCUCUACCAACAAGCGGCCGGCCACUCCCGAUACGCACGCCAAGAUCAGCGACGGCGUCUGAUGAUUCCGCGGCGGAGGAGCCCGUGAGCCCGACUGCAAUACUCAUGGACGCUAUAUACAUCGUGGUUACAAUCGGGCUUGGCUGCCCCGUAAACCUCCCCGUCCUCAGGGCCGGCCUCGCCACCCAACUUGCGCGUUACCCGCGCUUCCGCAGCAUUCAGGUGACCGACGGGUGCAAGAACCCACGGUGGGAGCGCACGGCGGUGAACGUGGACGACCACAUGAUCGUCCCGACGCUGGACCCCGUCGCCGUGGAGGCCGACCCGGACCAGGCCGUGGACGACUACGUGGCCUCGCUGCCCGAGCUCCCCAUGGACCGCUCCCGCCCGCUCUGGGAGUUCCACUUCCUCGACUUCCCAACCUCCGAUGCCACCUCCACCGUGGUGAUCCGCGUGCACCACUCCCUCGGCGACGGGACGUCGCUGAUUAUGCUCCUUCUGGCGUCCGCGCGCAGUGCCUCCGACCCGACACGCCUGCCGACCAUGCGGGAGUUGACGGUGCGCACGGGCGCCAUCUACAAGCCGUGGCGCCGGCAGCCACCGUCGGCGGGCGCCCUGGCGGCAUCCGCGGCAUGGGUCUUUUCCUAUCUUGUGCUCGCGUGGAAUACCGUCGUGGACGUCGCCUCCUUCGCGGCGACGGCUGCGUUCUUGGGAGACCCACACACUCUGUUCAGACGUGCGGAUCACGAUGUUGCGUUCAUCUCCCCCAGGCGCUUCGUGCGCCGGAGCCUUAGCUUGGACGACGUCAGGUUCAUCAAGAAUGCCAUGAACUGCACCGUCAAUGAUGUGCUGGUCGGAGCGACGUCUGCUGCUCUGUCACAAUACUACUUUCGCAAGUCUGGUUACUCCAAGACAGGCAAACUAUGUCUGCGGUCUAUCCUCUUUGUCAAUACAAGGCCAACCACUAGCCUACAAGCGUAUGUUAAUAUGAUAGAAUCUGGUAAGGUUGAUGACGUGGCAUGGGGAAAUCAACUAGGUUACAUCCUUCUUCCAUUUCAUUUGGCGAUGCACGAUGAUCCACUGGCAUAUGUCUGCAAAGCGAUGAACACAGUGGACAGGAAAAAGAGCUCACUUGAAGUUAUCUUCACAUAUAAGAUGACUGAAAUUUUUCUCAAAAUGCUGGGUCUGAAGCAGGCGGGCGCUUUUAUCUUCAAACGUAUGUUCGCCAAUACAACUAUUUCGUUCUCAAACAUGGCUGGACCAACUGAACAAAUUGAGUCUUAUGGACACCCAGUUGACUUCCUCGCUCCUAGCGUUUAUGGAAUUCCACAAGUAAGACAUCCAGGAUCUUACAUCAAAACCUUCAAUUUUAAGCAAACUUUUUUUUACCUUUAUCAACAAAAUCAUCUCUCAGAGAACCUACAAUGCAAGGACAUUUGUCCUCAACUGCUCAUGUGUCGCUUCUGAACUGAAAACACUCUAGUCAGUAUAAAUUAACGAAACCACGCAGGUUAGUUACUCUGGUCUACUAGAAAAAAAAUGAGAAUAAGAAUGCAAAUCAUCAACAACAACAUGUGCAUGCUUAAUUUACCACUUCAUGGUAUAGUUAUCUCCAAAACGAUGAAGCGGUUCUGAUGAACUAUGUUGUGAGAUACUUCCCCCAUUCUGAAAUAUUUGUAGUUCCAAUAUUGUCCUAAGUCAAACAUUUUUUAAGUUUGAACAAGUUUA
Messenger RNA from Triticum dicoccoides, 1799 nucleotides. RefSeq names its product O-acyltransferase WSD1-like. Gene Ontology annotation, cellular component: plasma membrane. The transcript is spliced from 7 exons. The coding region runs from base 39 to 1538 and encodes 499 amino acids. The record is from RefSeq and is a predicted model, not a curated record. Gene Ontology annotation, biological process: triglyceride biosynthetic process. Gene Ontology annotation, molecular function: diacylglycerol O-acyltransferase activity. Lineage: Eukaryota; Viridiplantae; Streptophyta; Magnoliopsida; Poales; Poaceae.